CUUAAACAUCGCGUUGGCCGCUUGAUGUCAAUUAAGGAAUAUUUCUAGCUUGAACACUUUGAAAAAUCCUACCUUGUAAAAUGUGCAUUUCGCCCUGAAAAGCUCGCAAAGCGGUCACCAUCCACUACAGGAUAUGUUGAGGAACACUCGUAGACGAAGGGCGACGAAUGUUAUACUAAUAUUAUCCGCCUGCUUGCUCCUGCUCCUUACCCGGGACUACUAUCAAAACGCCUCGACUCGUGGCCGCGCCAACUUCCCGCCCAUCAAAGCCCACCCCAGCUCGCAGGGCGAGAGCCGAGCCAACGAACUAGAGCUUGUGGUCGCGAGCACGGCACGGGAGGAUGUGUCGUGGCUGGAAAAGUACGUGCCGCGAUGGCCCAAGAAUAUCUACGUCGCGGACAACCGCAGCAGCCCGCUGACGGUGCCGGAGAACAAGGGCCACGAGGCCAUGGUGUACCUGACCUACAUCAUCGAUAACUACGACUCGCUGCCCGACAACGUCCUGUUCAUACACGCCUCACGAUUCCAAUGGCACAACGACGACCCCGACUACGACGGGCUCCCCGCGCUCCAGCGCUUCCAGAUCCCGUACUUGCAGGCAGAGGGCUACGUGAACCUCCGGUGUGUGUGGACCAUUGGCUGUCCGGCAGAGAUACGGCCCCUGGAAGACGACGGAGUUGAGCAGAACGUCGUGACGGCGAAGCACGUGUACAAAGAAGGGUUUCAGGAACUGUUUCCCGAGGAGAUAGUACCCGAGGUAGUGGCUGUCAGCUGCUGCUCGCAGUUUGGGGUCACGCGGGAGACGAUUCGAAGACGGCCGAGGAGCGAUUAUACGCGCUUUCGCAGGUGGCUCCUGGAUACGUCGUUGGAUGACAAUCUCAGCGGAAGAAUCUUUGAGUUUUCUUGGCAUAUUAUAUUUGGCAAAAAGGCAUAUCACUGUCCUUCAGCAGCAAGCUGCUACUGCAAUGUCUAUGGGCUGUGUAAUUUGACCUGCUCAGAAAAAACUUGCGAUGGGAGAUAUGCACUGCCUCCGUUCUCGAACCUGCCGUCCGGGUGGCCGAAGAAGGGUUGGAGACAAGAGGAUAGGCAUUUCUCUGGGCCAUUGGAUGAAAUUUAGGUACAACUCUUAGGAGUAUGGGCUGUCUAGCCUACAUAAUAGACAACAUAAUAGUAAAAAUAUGUAUUGUAAAUAAAGUGACACAGUCCCGGAUACGCUCCCUGGGCAUUAGGUCUAUUCUGGACGCCCCUCAAAUACUAUUAUCAUAGAGGCUGGCCAGCUUCUCUUAGAGAUAGGCACAUCUA
Hypoxylon fragiforme is the source of this 1302-nucleotide messenger RNA. RefSeq lists its product as uncharacterized. Bases 134 to 1117 code for a protein of 327 amino acids. The transcript is spliced from 3 exons. The record is from RefSeq and is a predicted model, not a curated record. NCBI's taxonomy places the organism in Eukaryota, Fungi, Ascomycota, Sordariomycetes, Xylariales, Hypoxylaceae.